UGGCACUAGUGCCAUGAGUAGCAAUCAAUGGGCUGGUAUUAUGCAAGGCGAUGAGUCUUAUGCAGGCAGUCCAAGCUUUUUCAGAUUUGAAAGUGCUGUACAAAAUAUUACUGGAAUGCCUGUUGUAAUUCCUACUCACCAAGGUCGAGCAGCAGAAAAAAUAUUAUUUAGCAUCACAGGCGGUGCUGGUAAAGUUUUUAUUAGCAAUACAUUGUUUGAUACUACACGUGCUAACAUAGAACAUUCAGGAGCUAUAGGAAUAGAUUUAGUUUGUGAAGAAGGAAAACAUCCCAAUGUUCCUGCACCAUUCAAAGGAAAUAUGGAUGUAGACGCAUUGAAAAGAACCAUUGAUGAACAUGGUGUAAAAAACAUUGCAAUGGUCAUUAUGACAGUUACGAAUAACAGUGGAGGUGGACAACCAGUGAGCAUGCAAAAUAUUCGUGACGUAAAAAAAGUUUGUUUAGAACAUAAUAUUCUAUUCUUUAUUGAUGCAUGUCGAUUUGCUGAGAAUGCAUAUUUUAUUAAAAUUAGAGAAGAAGAAUUUGCGAAUAAAUCGAUACUAGAAAUUGCCAAUGAAAUGUUUUCGUAUGCCGAUGGUUGCACUAUGAGUGCUAAGAAAGAUGCGUUUGCAAACAUUGGUGGUUUUUUAGCAUUACGAACUGAGGAUAUUGCCCAAGCUUGUAGAAAUUUAUUAGUUAUAACAGAAGGAUUUCCUACUUAUGGAGGUUUAGCAGGAAGAGAUUUAGAAGCAAUUGCUAUUGGUUUGUAUGAAGUAAUGGAAGAAAGCUAUUUGCAUUAUAGAAUUACUAGCAUGGAAUAUUUGACAAAGAAAUUAAUAGAUGCUGGAGUGCCUGUUAUGCAACCAGCAGGUGGACAUGCUGUUUAUUUAGAUGCUAAAAAUUUUUUGUCCCAUAUUCCUUCACACGAAUACCCAGGACAAGCAUUAGUUUGUGCAUUGUAUGUUGAAGGUGGUGUAAGAGGAGUUGAAAUCGGUUCUUUCAUGUUUGGGAAAUAUGAGAAUGAAGGGAAAUUAAUUCCUUCGCAAUUAGAGUUAGUGCGAUUAGCAAUUCCUAGAAGAGUUUAUACUCAAAGUCAUAUAGAUUAUGUUGCUGAAGUAAUGAGCGAUAUAAAAAAGAAAACAGCAACUGUUAUUGGAUCAGGUUUAGUUGGCUCACUUUGGGCAAUUUAUUUAAAAAAAGCAGGCUAUGAAGUCAAUGUUUUUGAACGACGUCCUGAUAUGCGUUUGCAAAAAAUGAGUGCAGGAAAAUCUAUCAAUUUAGCCAUGAGUUUUAGAGGUUGGAAGGGAUUGGAUGAUAUUGGCGUAGGUGAUGAAAUUCGUAAAAUAUCGAUUCCUAUGUAUGGAAGAACCAUGCACGGAAAAGAUAGUACAACUGCAUAUCAGCCAUAUGGAAAUGAAGGACAAGCAAUUUAUUCCGUAUCUCGUUGGGAUAUCAAUGCGACAUUAAUGAGCAUUGCAGAAAAAGAUGGAGGUGUGAAUAUUCAAUUUAAUCAAGAAUGUAUAAAUGUAAAUUUAGAACAAGGUUUAGCAACGUUUAAAAACGCACAAACAGGAGAAAUUACUGAAUCAAAGGCAGAUGUAGUUUUUGCAACCGAUGGCGCAUUUAGUGCAGCACGUUACAAUGGCAUGCAAAAGUUAGAUAGAUUCUCUUUUUCUCAAAAUUAUAUCGAAGAUGGUUACAGAGAAAUAUUGCUACCUGCCAACGAAGAUGGAACUCAUAAAUUAGCUACCAACACAUUGCAUAUUUGGCCACGUGGAAACUUUAUGUUAAUUGCAUUGCCAAAUUUG
Molecule: messenger RNA, 1807 nt
Organism: Darwinula stevensoni
Lineage: Eukaryota; Metazoa; Arthropoda; Ostracoda; Podocopida; Darwinulidae
Source: the annotation of a GenBank genome assembly